CCUCCUAACACACCUACCUCUGAUACAUACCUCUGAUACAUACCUCUGCCUCGGCCUACGUACAUCAUAACUUAUCAAACCCCCAAACACGUCUCGAGGUGUUGGGUCGGAUGGAAACUACAUAGGGACAAUGAGCCACUAGAUACCUCAGUCCGGGAAUAGGAGAUGGUACAUGUGUGCGCCUGGUUAUAAUCACGUCUCCGUAUCUGUAAUUUCUAAUCACGACCUACCCAGUCGUAUCGGCGAAUUGGAAAUGAGAGACUAUGUAUAUUACCACGCUCAGGUGUGGUAGGGAAGGUGGGCAUGUUGUACGUUACCUACUUGCUCAAUAGUCGGGCGUUGCAACGACACGGAACGGGUGAAGAUAGCCGGGCCUUCGUGCUGCGAGACCACGCAGCACGCAGUGUUUUUGUUGGCGCAAAUCUGCAGAUCUUGUUAGUAAUAGCACCUUGGUUUCCUUUCCUUCCAGUUUUUAUUUUAUUUGACUUAAUUAACGGGCACGCGGUGGUGCUAGUCCAAGUUGCGACUAUAAGGUUCGGUUAUACGGAUCGGAUGGAUCUAGAAGUUAAUUUUUUUCGGUAGGAAAAAAUAAGUUUACGGUAGUGUUGUAUUCCUGAAGCCGGCGGGUAGGCAGGUAAACACAGUGUACAUUGGACUUUGC
Molecule: messenger RNA, 661 nt
Organism: Durotheca rogersii
Lineage: Eukaryota; Fungi; Ascomycota; Sordariomycetes; Xylariales; Xylariaceae
Exons: 2
Coding region: 304-582 (92 amino acids)
Source: RefSeq, a predicted model, not a curated record